Molecule: messenger RNA, 1107 nt
Organism: Bipolaris victoriae FI3
Lineage: Eukaryota; Fungi; Ascomycota; Dothideomycetes; Pleosporales; Pleosporaceae
Exons: 1
Coding region: 1-1107 (368 amino acids)
Biological process (GO): double-strand break repair via homologous recombination
Cellular component (GO): Slx1-Slx4 complex
Molecular function (GO): crossover junction DNA endonuclease activity; 5'-flap endonuclease activity
Source: RefSeq, a predicted model, not a curated record
AUGGCCAGUCCUAUCAAAGCAGAGAGUCGACCUAUCCCGGCUUUCUACUGCUGCUAUCUGCUUCGCUCCAAGAACCGCAAGGCCUUUUACAUUGGCAGCACGCCUAAUCCGGCACGUCGCCUGGGCCAGCACAAUGGAUCUACCAAGGGCGGCGCAAAGCGAACCUCAAUGCAAGGCAAGCGGCCAUGGGAGAUGACUUGCAUCGUCACAGGGUUCCCUUCCAAGUCGGCCGCCCUGCAGUUCGAGUGGGCGUGGCAAAACACGCACGCGACUCGCCACAUCGAGCGAGAUGUACGCGACGCAAGACGAGACGAGUUGUACAAGGGCAAAAAGAAUGCGUCGCCCGCCAAGAGACCCCGGCCACCAAUGUCGCUCGAGGCACGAUUGAAAAAUCUGCAUCAUCUGUUGGGGGUUGGGAGUUUCAGCCGAUGGCCCCUACACAUUCGCUUCUUUGCCCCCGACGUCUUCGCGCAGUGGGAAAGACACAUUUCCAAGAUGAAGACAAAGCUGCCAACUUACAUCACAGUUAGACUAACACCAGCUGAACUUCCAAAGCUCGCAUCAGACGUACAAAAUGAAAUGCGCACACAUUUCAUACCAGAUGUCAUACGAGCAAUUCCAGUUGCAUACGAAGACUGCAAGUCGUACGUUGAAAAAUCUAGAAGCAUGCUUGCAGACGAUCAAAAGAGAGCUUGCGCUGUUUGCAAGAACAACUUAAAUCCAGAAGAGUCGCUGGUGCUAAUCUGUCCUAUGGAGGCCUGCCGUUCCGUGUCACAUGUGGCGUGUUUAUCGCAAAAGUUCCUUGCAGAGGAAGGUAAUAAAGACGCAUUCAUUCCGAUUGAGGGAAGGUGCCCAAGUUGCCAUACCGUUCUCAGGUGGUCUGAUAUGAUGAAAGAAUUGAGCCUAAGGGUGCAUGGCCAGGAGGAGAUCAAAGCCAUGUUCAAGACAAAGCGGGCAAAGAAAGCAGAGGGUAGCGCCGUAGAAGAGGUCGACGAAUUUCCUGACAUUGACGACCUGGAUGCUGAUUUGGACGAAGAUCUCGAUGAGACGUGGGUCGAGAACGUGAACGAGGAUGACGACAAGAUUCCAGUGUCAAACAAUGGAUGA